CAAUUUAUGCAUCACGGCUAUGUAGGCACGAACCGCCGCGCGGCUGCACCACAACCUGGCGGUUAAAUUUUUCUACCUCUCAUCAUCAUCAUCAUCAUCAUCAUCAUCAUCAUUACCGCACCUUUUACACCCUGUUCGAAAAAACGGAGCGCGCAUCUCUCCGUAUUCCAAAAACACACACAUACACCGCACACUCACUCUCUCUCCCUCACUCGUUCGACGUUAUCUCUCUUCGAGUUUUCGCGCGCUCUGUCGGAAACAACAACGUGCAACAACAACAAUACAGUGCAAAGUAUUCAAAAGAAGCCAAGGAAGACAACAUCAGCAAGCCAACCGCGCGACGGACUGUUGAAAUUAUUAUUUUUUUUUAAUUUUUAACUACCUUGUUGUGUUUCUGUUUUGUUUGUUAAAAAAAUCAACACGCGUGAGAGUGACCCGCGCAAGUGAGCAUUUUCGGCGUUUGUUAGUACAUACAUAACACAGACCAGAAGUGGAAACGCAACGCCAACGAGGGAAGACCAGCAGCAGCAGCAGCAGCAGCAGCAGCAGUAGCAAACACACUCCCCCUACCUACCCACACACCAUCCUCCUCGUCCUCCUCUCCUCCUACUAUUCCCUCGUGUAAAUUUUCAACGACAACAACAACGACAACAACACGACGAGACGGCGAGCCGUGAGAAGGGAACACAUAAGUUGGAUCCUCGAAAUUCGACGUUAGAUCAACAUCGUCAUCAUCAUCAUCAUCAUCAACAUUGAUAAAAAGUGCUCGAGCAAAAAUAAAACAAAAAGAAAAACAGUUAUACGAUCAGCAAAAUUGUGCGCGAUUCGCGAGUGCCUACAGUAGCGUCGUCGAAAUUUUGCUCUCUUUUUGAGCGGUCGCCGUUGUUAGUGCAUCGUGGGAGAGCUGCUGCGCCCGCACACUCAGACACAACGCAUCGUCAUCAGCACAUCGACCAGAAGAAGAAGAAGAAGAAGAAGAUCAACGAAGAAGACAAUACACCGCCCGGCGGAUGGCAAAAAAGUGUUGGUUGAGUCCGGGCUAGUUAGUGUGCAUCACGGUUGAUCGACGCCUCAGUUAUAAUCGUGCGUGAACCAGCAUAGUAAACGAUCUUUCUUUCUCUCUUUCCCCUCAUCUCGUUAAUUUUCGUCUUUUCCCAUCUAUCGCGGCAGUCCCGACGAUACACUCGCACCUGCGCGCCGGAGAGGAGAGGAUAUCUCGUGGCGCGUCGCUGUCGCGCGGCGCAGGAGGCAGCACUCGCACGGAGCCAGUGGAGCUCAGUCCGACAAGUGCAGCGGGGACGCAACGACGUGUGCCGAGAGAGAGACAAAGCAGGGAAGGCGCGCGCGCGGGCGCGCUUUGACAAUCAUGCGACAUCGCUGUCGCGCGGUGCCUUGAUUGACCCUCGCUUAUAUCCACGAGAUUAUUGUGUUAUCGCUCUUCUGAUACUUAUCGCGGAGAGACACGCAAAUCCACAGACUGUUUUUAGUUCUCCUUGUUUUGUUCGACACAUCGUUGACUUGUGCGAGAGACGAGGAUUUUUCAUACAUCAGUUGGAAGUCGUUCGCUAAGAACCUUGCUCUCGUCGAGCCACGAGAGAAAGGACUCGGGAGAGAGAGAGAGAGAGAGAGACGCACUCGCUGCGACAGACGUGCCUGUGCAGCGCGGAGGAAAAGGACAUCAACGUUCUCUCGACAUGGCAGAGGGGAACGGGGAAAUAAAAGCAGAGGACAAACAGUCCAAGGAGGAGAUGGAGUACGUCGAGCGAACAGAGGACUACUCAAAGCUCAUACAAUAUGGGCUAAAUGAGAAAGUCGCUGGUAAACUCGAUGAGAUCUACAAGACUGGAAAGCUGGCCCAUGUGGACCUGGACGAGAGAGCCUUGGACGCACUCAAGGAGUUCCCCGUUGAUGGAGCACUCAAUGUCCUCACACAGUUCCUCGAGUCAAAUCUGGAGCAUGUGUCCAACAAAUCAGCAUACUUGUGCGGAGUCAUGAAGACCUACAGGCAGAAGAGCCGUGCUGGCCAGGGAACUGGCAACACCAGCACAACACCCAAGGCACCCGAUGAAGAUAAAAUCAAGAUGAUACUGGAACGAACUGGCUAUCCUCUUGAUGUUACCACUGGACAGAGAAAGUACGGAGGACCACCACCAAACUGGGAAGGACCAACACCUGGCACUGGUUGUGAAGUAUUCUGCGGCAAGAUUCCAAAAGACAUGUAUGAAGAUGAGUUAAUACCUCUCUUUGAAAAGUGUGGCAAGAUCUGGGAUCUCAGGUUAAUGAUGGAUCCAAUGACGGGUACAAACAGGGGAUAUGCCUUUAUAACAUUUACAAACAGGGAUGCUGCACAACAAGCUGUCAGAGAGCUAAAUGAUUAUGAGAUUCGGAAAGGGAAAAAGAUUGGUGUUACCGUAUCUUAUAACAAUCACCGCUUGUUUGUGGGAAAUAUUCCAAAGAAUCGAGACCGAGAUGACUUGUUCGAAGAAUUUACAAAGCACGCACCUGGCUUGACCGAGGUGAUAAUCUACAGUUCACCUGAUGACAAGAAGAAGAACCGAGGUUUCUGCUUUUUGGAGUAUGAGUCUCACAAGGCAGCUUCGCUGGCUAAGAGAAGACUCGGAACUGGACGCAUGAAGGUUUGGGGUUGUGACAUCAUCGUAGACUGGGCUGAUCCUCAGGAAGAACCAGAUGAACAGACUAUGUCCAAAGUAAGAGUACUGUAUGUAAGGAACUUGACUCAAGACUGUUCGGAAGAAAAACUGAAGGAGUGCUUCGAACAAUAUGGCAAAAUUGAGAGGGUGAAAAAGAUCAAGGAUUAUGCUUUCAUACAUUUUGAAGAACGGGAAUGUGCUGUUAAGGCUAUGCGAGAACUAAACGGCAAGGAAAUGGGUGGUUCCCACAUCGAAGUUUCGCUAGCGAAGCCACCAUCGGACAAGAAAAAGAAGGAGGAAAUGCUGCGAGCGCGCGAACGUAGAAUGAUGCAAAUGGUACAGAUGAUGCAAAGCCGCGGCGGAUACGACAAUGCCUUAGGGUCACCUUCGCAUCCGGGCAUGAUGGGAGGCCCAAUGCCAGUUCGUGGACCUGGACAGGGCCCUCGUGGCACUGGUGCAGGUAUGCGUGGACCAUUAGCGCGGAAUGACACCUACGCUCUCAAGGAAUUAGAUUAUGAUUACGACUAUUACGGUUACGGGGAUUAUCGAGGUGGCUACAGUGAACCAUAUUACGAUGACUGUUAUCGAUACGAAGAUUUCUAUUUCGAUUACGCGCCGCCUCCGCCACCUGCCAGAGGGAGAGGCAGGCAGCCUCAACCGGCUGGACGUGGCCGUGGAGCGGCGGCGGUGGCACGUGGCCGGGUCGGUGGCCCCCAAGCACGUGGGCCAGUUCGGGGGGGGCGCAACCCCGCAGCUUCAGGGGCCCGUGGGGCCCAACGGCCAGCCGCUCGUGGGGGGGUGGUCCGCGCCAAGGGAAGUUUACCAGGUGAGGAUGCAGGUAAGCGAAAGUUUGACGGGGGUCACCAGAACCAGGGGGAAUCUAAACGUCGCUUCCAGAGCAGCUGGGGGAACCAGCCCCUCGCCCAGCAACCAUUGGGCAACGCGUACGCAAUGGCGAGUGUGAACGGUGGCGGAGGAGGAGGCGGCGGCGGCGGUGGCGGCGGUAACAAUACGGGAGGCGGCAAUUCAGCAAACGAGCGGUCCAACACCGGCGGCGGCAACAACUCGGCUCAGGCCGACGACGAGUGGUACCAGGACUCGUAUCAGUCCUGGAGCUAACUUGACCAGCGGCAAGCUGCACCUGCAAAGACCAAGACCACGAGCGAGUAAGCGAGCGCAAGCUUUUUCUCUGAUCUGAUCUAAACAAAAAAACAAAAAGGCAAGGAGGAAGUGUUUUUCGUGUUACACGAUGAUCCGAUGAGAGAGAGUGAGAGAGUCUGAGAACAUUUUCUACUACCACACACGAGAGAUCUGUGCAGAGAGCCGCAAGCUGUGUGUGUGUAGAUAUAUAUAUAUAUACACUAUAACUCGUAUAGUACUACUCCGCUCUGUGCCGCUAUAACAACAUUACUACUAUAACUAUACUAUAUUAGUACUGCUGCUGCUGCUGCUGUUGUUGUUUUGUAUAGAGGGCGCGCAUAUAUAGCUAGGGAGAGAAACUGUUGCGUAUAUAUUCUAUAUAAUAUAGCGGAGCGAAUGAGCUGUCAUCAUAUACACCCACAGAUACACGUAUACACGGACCACUUGAAUAUAUUGAAUAUAUGAGUAAUGAACACGUUUAGAUUGACAACACGCACACACACCUACACCCAGGCACCCACACUUGAUAUUGAAAUUUUCUGCUGCGAGAGAUGGAUUUUUUUGUGUAAAAAGUGUUCAGAGAGCGCAGGAGAGAGGUGAAAUUUGCGAAAACUGGCAGCAGCAACAACCUUUUGUAUACACGGUAUGCGCGCGUGACCAUGUUACAUAUAUUCGUGUGAAAGAGUAAAAGAUAGUGACAGCUAACGUAUAGGAAGAGAGAAAGUAAGACGCCACCACCUUCGCCCCACUGUUGUUGUGAUUUUUUAAAAGAAAAUUGUACAGUGAUGUGCCACUGGGACUGUAUUAUUACGAUCGGAGUGACCGCCCACCCACCCCGUACUAAUUAAUAUUAUAUAUUUACAAUAUAUGAUAUAUAUUAACUAAUUUACUAUUCUAAGUAUACCACUACUGCAUUGUCACGUUCGUUUUAAAAAUGAUACUGCCAAGCGAAGAUCCGUAUACUAAUGAAGGGAUUUUCGAUGCGACCUGUUGACAUUUUUUCGGGAUAUAUUAUUGUGAUGGCUCGUAUGAUUAUAUUAUUGUGAAACGACGUAUAGAUAGAAAGAGCGAGGUCGAUCCCCAAACUUUUCUUCUUUUUGACGCGAGAAAAACGCGCGUCUAAGCUUAUUAUUACGCGAAAGAUAGAGAGAUUAUUAAAAAAAAAAAAAAAAAAAAAAAAAAAAAAAAAAAAAAAAA
Nasonia vitripennis (jewel wasp) is the source of this 4988-nucleotide messenger RNA. RefSeq names its product heterogeneous nuclear ribonucleoprotein R (gene Syp). Gene Ontology annotation, cellular component: ribonucleoprotein complex; nucleus. The transcript is spliced from 13 exons. Lineage: Eukaryota; Metazoa; Arthropoda; Insecta; Hymenoptera; Pteromalidae. The record is from RefSeq and is a predicted model, not a curated record. Gene Ontology annotation, molecular function: mRNA binding. The coding region runs from base 1695 to 3770 and encodes 691 amino acids.